AUAAAUCAGAAUCAAGAGGGGACAAAAUACAGAGCGACUGGAUAAAGUAAUCAAGGACCCCCUAAACAUCCCGGACAAUCAUUUAUCAUUGCCACAAAAUGGAUGAGAGAGUAUUUGCUUUAUCGGACCAUGACUAUCAAGCACACAGUCCGGGUGUGAAAUCUUCCGCCGAUGAACACGUGGGUGACGAGAACGUGGAGCGAGGCAACUGGUCCUCGAAGACCGACUACCUGCUCUCAAUGAUCGGCUGUGCUGUGGGCCUGGGCAACGUCUGGAGAUUCCCUUACCUGGCGUACAGGAACGGAGGAGGUGCAUUUCUUAUUCCUUACACACUGAUGUUGGUGAUGGCUGGGAUGCCCGUAUUUUUCUUGGAAUCCUCCCUUGGGCAAUUUGCCAGCCGUGGCUGUGUCCGUGUGUGGAAAGCUGUGCCAAUUCUGCAAGGUGUGGGGAUAACUAUGAUGAUUAUGGUUACAUUUUCCAGCGUUUCCUACAACUGCAUCAUCGCCUACAGCCUAUUCUACCUGUUUGCCUCCUUCCAAUCCCCACUGCCAUGGUCAGACUGCUUCAGCUGGUGGGGUGCAGAUGAAACCUGCAGUCGGACACCCAGAGGUAUCGUGUUAAUAUCUCUAACAGUUCUGGAUCAGAGAACAACAGGGGUUGGCAUCGGUCCAUCUGUGAGAGAUAAUGGUGCAGCUUUGACGGUAUCCUACUUGGAGACGGCAAUGUUUCAUCUGUGGUUGCAUCUCCUUUCUGGGGCUGACACAGGUGAAGUUGCUUCUGACCGUUGGGCUGGGACGUGUGUUACUGUGGCAUUUGACCAUUUUGUGGCGUUGGUGCCUGACUUUAUGUGCUGUCGUAGUGCUUCAUACCCGCCUGGAGUGACCCUGAUUAUUUGUAUGGAAAUGAAUCUUUGUUCCAAAAGAAAUGUUCUUCUCAUCCACACCCCACAUUUUCCAGAUCACGCUCUGCAAACCUCACUCUGGAUGAAAUCGGAUAUUUUAAUGAAGUUGUUAAUUACAACAAUGAAGACCCUGGGGCUGCGCGAGGCAAACAAUAAAACCUGUGUUCCAAAUCUCUCCCUGGGAUCGAGGAAAAGAAGCCAUGUUACAUCACCGUCGCCGUCGCGGGGCUGGCCGAGUCCGGACGGUGGGAGGAGCGCUGUUGCUGCUGCUGGGGUCCCCACCAACAGCGACUCCCCCGCCCGAGUUGCGGGGUUGAGCAAUACUGGCGCGGCUAAUGGCCGUAACUUUAAUGGGGCUAACAAAGUGGCUUUACGGCGGUCAAGUUCCAUGGAUGAGACAGGGGAGAUAGUCUGGCACUUAGCUCUCUGUCUGCUCCUGGCCUGGCUGAUUGUUGGGGCCACCCUGUCUAAAGGAAUAAAAUCUUCAGGAAAGGUGGUUUAUUUCACUGCAACAUUCCCGUACGUGGUUCUGGCCGUACUUCUGAUCCGAGGACUGACCCUGGAGGGAGCCCGGAAAGGGAUUGAAUUCUACAUUGGAAGUCAGUCGGACUUCUCAAAGCUAGCUGAUGCUGAGUUCCAUUGUAUCCACUGUUCAGGUUUCGCUUUGGUUUUCAUCGCCUACCCAGAGGCUCUUGCUCAGCUGCCGUGGGCUCCCCUAUGGUCCACUUUGUUUUUCUUCAUGCUGCUCACUCUAGGACUCGACACUCAGUUUGCAGCUGUAGAAAUAAUUAUAACAAACCUAGUGGACCAGUUCCCCAAGCUGCUGCAAUCAAAGCGUUUUUAUCUGACCGCUGGAGUUUGCUCCCUGAUUUAUUUUCUUGGUCUUGUGUUUGUAACAGAGGCUGGAAUUUACUGGAUAAACUUAAUUGAUUAUUUCUGCACUGGAUGGAUUCUCAUUAUAGUAGCUCUGUUGGAACUCAUCGGUCUAAGCUGGAUUUAUGGGGUAAACAGAUUCAUCAAGGACAUUGAGAUGAUGAUUGGGGAGAGGAGCUGGCUGUUCUGGCUGUGGUGGAAAGUGUGCUGGUGUUUUAUCUCGCCGUGUUUGCUGGUGGUAAUCUUAGCCUGGUCUUUGGCGACAUUUACCCAACCAACAUUCGGACAUGUUCAGUACCCCAUUUGGGCAGUAGCACUCGGCUGGUGUAUGAUCAUCUUCUGCAUUAUGUGGAUCCCUAUCAUUGCCAUCGUGAGAGUUUUCCAAGCUGAGGGCUCCACAUUGUAUCAGAAGCUUUCUACUGCUUGUUCAUCAGCUCCAGAUUGGGGUCCAUACUUGGAAAAGCACAGAGAUGAACGGUACAGGAACAAGACAAAAUCAACUGAAGUUUCUAACCAACUGCUUGUUUUUCCAACUGAGAUUGGAACAUUUAAGGAAGUUUCUUAAACUUUUAAGCCAUGGCUUGAGGUCUGUAGUUAAUCUGUAACCUCAGUGGGUGUUCCUUGGAACAGCCAGCAACUUGCUGAAACACACAAGGGCAUUGAUCUUGGUUGGGCUGGGUUGAGGGGAGAUUACUGAGCAUCAGAGUUACUACACCGUGACCAUUUGUACACAUCCCUCAUGACUCCUGGGGUGAAUAUACGAGAUUCCAAUCAUUUAGUUUAGAGAUACAGCGCGGAAACAGGCCCUUUCGGCCCACCGAGUCUGCACCGACCAGCAGUCCGCACACAUUAACACUAUCCUAUACCCACUAGGGACAAUUUUUACAUUUACCAAGCCAAUUAAUCUACAUACCUGUACGUCUUUGGAGUGUGGGAGGGAACCGAUGGUCUUGGUGAAAACGCACGCAGGUCAUGGGGAGAACGUACAAACUCCAUACAGACAGCACCUGUAGUCAGGAUUGAACCCGGAUCUCCGAUGCUGCAUUCGCUGUAAGGCAGCAACUCGACCGCUGUGCCACCGUACCGCCACAUUGAUGUCACUGUGUCCCAUCAGGGGGACCAAGAUGCCCAUCUACGGUAGUUCCACCUGCCCACAUUUCGUCCAUAUCCUUCUGAAACUUUCCUAUCCACCUACCUUUCCAAAUCAAUAUUACUAAAACUC
Leucoraja erinaceus (little skate) is the source of this 2996-nucleotide messenger RNA. Its product is annotated as sodium- and chloride-dependent neutral and basic amino acid transporter B(0+)-like. NCBI's taxonomy places the organism in Eukaryota, Metazoa, Chordata, Chondrichthyes, Rajiformes, Rajidae. The transcript is spliced from 13 exons. Gene Ontology annotation, molecular function: L-proline transmembrane transporter activity. Gene Ontology annotation, cellular component: membrane. The record is from RefSeq and is a predicted model, not a curated record. Gene Ontology annotation, biological process: sodium ion transmembrane transport. Bases 99 to 2339 code for a protein of 746 amino acids.